Molecule: messenger RNA, 2856 nt
Organism: Phaedon cochleariae (mustard beetle)
Lineage: Eukaryota; Metazoa; Arthropoda; Insecta; Coleoptera; Chrysomelidae
Source: the annotation of a GenBank genome assembly
AUGAACAUAAAUAAAAUAGCGAAAUAUUUUGCUAUUGGUAUAUUAUUUAUUCUAUAUUUUAAUAUUUUAGUAGCUUGUCUUGAAGAUGAUGAAGACGAUGAAGAAAGCAUUUGGAAAUCUAGUGAAACAAACAUAAGACCCAAUAUAUCAGAAAGUCAUUUGGAUAUUCAAAAUGCCAUUCCUGAUAGUUCAAUGGAGGUGGGUGGUGUUCUGGAGCCCAGCCUUGAAGAAAAUUUCGUUGGUGCCAAUGAGAAAUCUGUAUGGAUAGAACUGACUGUGCCUGAUAAUUCGACUGAAGAAUAUAGCUUACCAAAUAGAAUCUUACUUAAUGAUACUCCUGUACUGUUGUCAACUGGUAGUUCAACUGUAGAUGUAGAAAAAAUUCCUGAAGUUUCCUUAUUAUUUACUAGUCAUGAUGAAAUACCAUCACCAAAGCACACUGCUCAAACUGAAAACAUUCCAACAAACAUUUCCACACAAUUUUUUGCUGGUGAUGAGAAAAAUGACACGGCAAUAGUGCCAGAUAUUGAAAGUAUUGAAAAGAAUGAUACAGCAGAAAAAUCAGAGGAUAUACCCUCAUUCUCAGAAUGGGCACAAAAAAGACUGGAAGAGGUUCAGAAAAGUGAGCAGAACAAUAUAACUUUCAAAGCACCAUCUCAAAAUGGAAAAGGCAACAACUCAAAGCUGAGAUGGAAAAACUAUGCCUCAUUGGACUGUGGGGCAAAAGUAGUGGGAUCAAACCCAGAAACAAUUAGCCCUGGGUCCAUUUUGUCACCGGCAGUGGAUGAAUAUAAACUCAGCCCUUGCACCAGUAGAAUAUGGUUUGUUGUAGAACUGUGUGAGGCAAUUCAGGCCCAACGGAUAGACAUUGCCAAUUAUGAACUAUUCUCUUCGUCCCCGAAAGAAUUCACGGUAUUAGUCAGCGAACGGUACCCCACCAGGGACUGGACAUUGGUGGGGAAGUUUGAGGCCAAAGACGAGCGGAACAUCCAGAGUUUCGACAUCGAGACGCAAAUCUUCGGGAAAUAUAUCAAAGUAGAGAUCAAAUCGCAUUAUGGGUCUGAACACUAUUGCCCCAUCUCUUUGUUCAAGGCGUAUGGGAUGUCCGUCUAUGAAGUACUCCAAAAAGAAGACUCUGGAAACGCUAACCACGUAGAAGACGACGACGACGAUGACGAAGAAGACAACCUAUUCUCCGCCAAAAACGGCGUUGAAAAAAACAUCUUCAGCUCCGCCACUGACGCCGUCAUCUCGAUGGUCAAAAGGGCUGCCCAAGUACUCGGCAACAAGGUGGACAAUCAAACAACCAACACCAACAAGUCAUUGUCCAGUGCCCUAGUAAAUACCUGCAGCUGCCCCAGACACCUGAUCAUCUGCAACAAUUGCACCGAAACGCUUUUCGGGCAAAUCUACGAGCUGCUCAGCUGCAAAUCGAAUACGAUCAGAAAGCUGAUCGGCCUGCCGCCGAUAUACAGGGCGUUGGCCGGAUCUGCCAGCUGCUCGAAGUUCGGCUACCGGAACAGUAACGGGCGCGAUGACAGUCGCUUGGAGAGUUUUUUUCCGGAGAAGUAUGUGGGGGCGAUGUGCAACGAGAUGGCGAUUUCGGAGCAGCAGGGCGUACUGAACGUUAGCCAGCAUUUUCCGAAUAUUACUAGUGACCUGACCAAUGAUAAGAUCAUCAGCAUGGAUGUGAAGGAAGUUGUGGAUCUUCAAGGAAAACCGAACAAAACUGGCAUCGACGUUACCGAACAGCCAGGCAACACAACCAUCCACUCGGCCACCGUAGACACCUCGCAAAUAAGACCGACGAAAACCCUCACCGUCGACCCAAACACCACUACGACCCCUGUCCCCGAGGAUCUCGUGCCCGCCAACCCGGAAACGGCGCCCCCAAAUCCGGAAACGGCGCCCUUCUUCGACGCCGACCCGACGCCGGACGUCGACCUCUCCAACGAGACCAUGGAGACGGCGCUGGACGAGCAGAUGGAGAGCGUCGACAGUAGCACGGUGGUGGUGACCGCUUCGCCGCAAGCGCCCAAGGAGUCCAUCUUUUUGAGGUUAUCCAACAGGAUAAAGGCAUUGGAACGGAACGUGUCCCUCUCGAGCCAGUACUUAGAGGAGCUCAGCAAGCGCUACAAAAAGCAAGUGGAAGAAAUGCAAAACCUAUCGGAAAAAACGAUCGCCGUCCUCCGCGAGGAAUCCCAAGAGCGACUGGAAAGCAAACAAAAACUGGAAGAACGUCUCGACCAACUCGCGGCCGCAGUGGACACCCUGGUGGCGGAACGAAGAAGCUUCUUCCUUCUCGUCUAUUUCUUCGUGUUUGUCGGCAUCGUCGGCAGCGUUUAUUAUUUUUUUUGCGGAUCGACAGAAGGCGCUGAUCAGAUUUCUCGUCGCCUUUCUGACGAGGACACGCUGAGGAGGCCCAAGGAGAGGAAGAAACGCAGACCGAGCGAUCAGGUGCUGAAGAUUGUGCGGUACUCUUCGGUGAACGAGGAUGAGAGGAGCAGGAGAUCGAAGAAAAGAAAGAAGAAAGUGUCGAAACGUUCGCAUUCAGCGGGCAGUUUGAAACUGAAAAACGACGACGAUUGGGUGACGGGCACGCAACAGGUGAUCGAAGACCACGCGCCGUUCGUAUUGGACGAGAGCGAUCACGUGAUCAGCGAGCCGCUGAAUCUGCCUGAGCAGGAGGAGCAGGAGGAGGACCGCGAUUCUGCGCAGAGGGUGCAGAUUGUCAUCGAGGAGAAUCGCCAUGGAGAGGUGGAAACGAACUCGACUUGUAGGAGUCCCUCCAAUGGGAUGGAGGGGGUCAAGAAGGAGAAGCGCGGGUUGAAGAGGUUUUUGAAGAAAGUGUUCUGA